AUGGACUAUAGGUAUGAACUAGACAUAUCUUGGUUAAAACAGUCAUCUCCCGAGCAGGCAAAACACAAUGACUAUAUAAGCGACACACCCCCUGCUUUGCCAGAGAAACCACCCCGUCAUUUUCUGGAAGCGAUCAGAAAAGAAUCAAUAUCUAAUGACCUCCUACUCCAUGAUUUGGAGUCUGCAAGUUACAAGAACCCAUUGAAAGGACCAAGGGUUUUGCCUCAAGAAUCUUAUCAUAUUCCAACCCAACCUCUGAAGGUUCCUAGUCAAAAGAAGCUUCCUAACCCAUUGUCGAUCUCUCCAAAUGCAAUGAACCCCAUACAACAACCUCUCCAGUCCCUUAACUCCCCACAGCACCUCUAUUCUCCUCCCAAACUGCCAACUUUACCUCAAUUACCAUUGAAGAUGCUUAAAAGUGACUCUCCUCCUCACGUUUCUGAUAUGUAUACUAAGCCAUUACCAAAGACCCCAAUGGAGAGGGACCCCUCCAGUGUAAGGGUCCUUCCACCAGAGCCACUUUCUUCUGAGAGACGCAAAAGCUUGUCUCCCCUGAGAGUCGAAACAUCUGAUUCAUUUGGGGUGUUUGGGAGAAAAUCCUCGCCAUUAAAGUCCACGCCUACGGAAAGCCCUUCAAAAAGGAGUUGGCCCUCACCAACUAAAAUAUACCAAAAAUUAACUCCAGAGAGAUCUUUCAGGAACAGAGAUAGUUAUUCAUCCGAUGAAGAUGAAAGUAUACCGAAUGAUCAGUUUACCUUUUCUGAUGAUAUCGAGAUAUAUCCUGAAGAGACGAACCUGGAUGAUACCUUGGAUGAGAUAACUUACCUUCUUGAAGAGAACAGGCUUAAUCCCAGCCAAACCUUGCCUGAGCUACCAUUCACACCCAAUAGCCUUCUCCCUUCUGAUUUUGAUGCUUUAGAAUACUCAAAUUUAUUGAGCAGUAUAUGGGAUUGGUGUAUACGGCUUUUUGAAAAGAACUUAAGAAAACUGCCAAACUAUAAUGAUCUCUUGAAAUGUUUAUACCUUUUGUUAAACUAUUGGUUUCCUACGCUUUCACAUUAUUACUUGGAAGAACAGGCUGGCUUGAUACUACAAGAACUGAUUCAACAAGGCGCAAUAUCUCUCUCAGAGGAUAACCUUCAAAUAGUACCCAAUUAUGAUGCUUACGUCAACGGAGUAAUGCUAGGAUUAGUUUGCUGUUAUGGUCAGCACUAUGAUAACGGAGACUAUUCUCAAUGCUACCGACCGUCUUGUGCAUAUGGUAAAAAUACAUUCAAUAUUCAGCUUUCCAAACCACCAUUAGAUAAGGUUGAUUCUUCGUUACCGGUUCAAGAAAGAAUAAUACAGUACACAAGUGGAAGUUGGGAUGAUUUCUGGGGAGUUUCACUUGAACAAGUGAAAGGGUUGCCUCCUAAAACUUACGAAUUACAGGCAACUAUUUUUGAGUUGAUCCUUUCUGAAUUGAGAACAGCCAGAAAUGCGAAAGUAUUGACAGAUGUUUAUUCCUCCAAGUUCUUGAAAGAACACCCUUCCAUUAUUAAAAAGGGUGAAAGGAUCUAUGAAGGGCUAUUUCAGCCAUUGCAAGUAUGGAAUGAUGUACAUCGGCAGUAUUUGGUUGAUUCAUUGCUUGAAACUAUCAAGUCACAGGGAAAAUUCAUCUCCAAAUUCGCCUCGAUAUAUAUACAAUGGGCAACCAGAGCUGAAGCAGUGUCGAUUGCUUAUGUGUCAAAGUCGUUUCUUUCUCUCAAGAUUCUUGAAGCUGAAAAGAAACGCCCAGGAUCCAAGCUCAUAAAGUGGUUUGAGGAUAUAUCUCGCAGUGUCCAAAGCUCUCUUAUUGACGAUUACUCCAUGAUAAUACGAGCACCCAUCUUUCGUCCCAUUAAGUUACAACCAACUAUCGAAAGAAUAUUGAAAUUGACAAAUGAUAAUGACCCAGAGAAGGCUGAGUUGGCCAAGGCCUUGAAUAUGAGCCGCACUUUAAUGAAAAAUGUUGAAAAUGCAGUCAACGUUUUAGAUUCACAGCAUAGUAUAGGCAUUUUGAAAAGGGAAUUGGACAGUAAACACAGUAUCGAUUAUUUAAAUCUUGACCGAAAAGGGCGAUAUGUUGCCGAAAGUGGAGAUGUUAAACGCAAGAGUAUCAUUGACAAAUCAAGUUAUCAUUUAAUUCUUUUAGACAACUACCUACUAAUUACAGAGAGAAUUCACGAUGAUCCUGUAAAAAAGUUCAAAAUUGUCGAAUCUCCAAUUCCCGUCGAGUACUUGCUUUUCAGGGCUAAGGAUAAAGAGACCAGCUCCAAUUCAGGGCAACCAAAUGCUGCAUUGGAUGAAGCUGAUCAGUUUUCGUUUAAAAUCAAGCAACUAGGUUCUGAUACGUCUCACACUUUUUAUACACAGACCCGAGAGGAUAGAAACAAAUGGCUGUUUUCGAUUAGUACGGUGAAGCAACGUCUUUCAGAAAAAGUCAAAAGGUAUGAGCCGUUUUCAUUGAGUGUUGUCUCCGAUCGAGAGUUUACAUACUCUCAAAGUGACACUGUUAACAAAAUCAAUCCUCUUCCUAAAGAUGGCGCAUUAGAUGUUGCAAUUAGAUCUGUUGAGGAUUUCGACGAUACCUCUACUAAGAUCCAAAGCAACGUAUUAUCGGCUUGUAGUUUUAGGUACAACAACCAGGAUUAUGUUUUCUUGGGUCUGUCACUUGCCGGUUACGUAAGUUUGAAAGGCCAGCCAAACUCUGCAAAGCGAUUGUUAGAACUUUCAAACAUCAAGCAGUGUGCAGUACUGGAAGAAUAUGACUUACUGAUUGUCCUUUCAGAUAAAAAGUUGCUGUACUUUAACUUAACUGAUGUCAUGAAAGUUUAUUUUGGAACUUCCCAUUCUGUGGAGGGAGAUAGAUUUUCAAGACAAAGUGUUUCAUUUUUUGCUGUUGCAAGAAAUUAUGAAAACACCACGAUGAUCUUUUUUAUGAAACCAAAGGCAAGAGUUUCGAAUUUUAAGAUUCUAGUUCCAAUAAGAGAUAGCGUUUCAAAAAAAUUUGACUUCUUCCUUGAGCAUAAGAAGUUUUGCGUCGAUUGCGAUACUUACAAGAUGACCCUAUUCAAAAACUCAUUUGUCGUACACACUUCCAAAGGAUUUGAAUUGAUGUCAUUGUCUGUGCUAAAGCCUCAUCCGAUCCCUGCUCUUCACUAUUCGGAUCUUUUUGUCGACGGCCACACAUCUGGUAACUACAGCAGCGUUAAAAAAAGAUUGAAUUCCAACAAUCUGAAACCAGUGGGGAUUUUCCGACUUUAUAGUAGUGGAAAGUUUCUGUUGGUGUACUCACAAUUUGCUGUAUUUGUGAACCGAGAAUCUGAAAUCGUUGGUGAAUGCAUUGAAUUUCAAUUCAAGUGUAAGAGCGCCGCUCUUGAUCAUGACUACCUAAUUGUAACUAACGACCAAGUUAUUGAAGUCUGGAUGAUUGGGAACGAUGAUGCGAAAAUUGUUCAAUUUUUUACAGGAGAGAAUGUUGUAUUACUUGAUGAUACACCUGGCGAAGCUUUGGUUUCGAUGACCCACCCAAAACACCCCGAGCGGCAACUGGUACUGAGUUUUUGUUUGAAGAAUCAGUUCAAGAGAGUUGUUCAAUACUAA
Messenger RNA from Komagataella phaffii GS115, 3624 nucleotides. Its product is annotated as Guanine nucleotide exchange factor (GEF). The transcript has a single exon. Lineage: Eukaryota; Fungi; Ascomycota; Pichiomycetes; Pichiales; Pichiaceae. The coding region runs from base 1 to 3624 and encodes 1207 amino acids. Gene Ontology annotation, molecular function: guanyl-nucleotide exchange factor activity. The record is from RefSeq and is a predicted model, not a curated record.